GUUUAUUUGGCUAUGGAAGCGGGCUACUCUGAGAAGGUUGAUGAAUUAUGUCGGCGGUACUCCCUUGAAGGGUUCAUGAAAACUAUAGAUCCUGAAACAAUUCCUUCAGAAACUCAUUACUUGCAUCUUAAUGAAUUGGUUUUGGAAGAUAUUAUAUGGGUUGAUGAAGUUGAGGGUCUUCUUAGUGCUACAUCCCACAUUGAGGGAUGCAAAGUUGUUGGGAUAGAUUGUGAAUGGAAGCCUAACUAUGAAAAGGGAAGCCAGCCCAGCAAGGUCUCUAUCAUGCAAAUUGCUUCUGAAAAGUCAGUAUUCAUUAUUGACUUGAUAAGGUUAUUUGAAGAUGAGCCCAACGCCUUAGGCAGCUGCCUAAAACGCAUUUUACAUUCCCCAAGCAUUCUGAAGCUAGGCUAUAAUUUGCAAUGUGAUCUAAAGCAGCUGGCUCAUUCCUAUGGAGAGCUGGAGUGUUUCAAGCACUUUGAAAUGUUGCUGGACAUUCAAAAUGUGUUUAAGGAAGCUCGAGGUGGUCUCUCUGGACUUGCCAAGAAAAUAUUGGGAGCUGGCUUGAACAAGACAAGGCGUAACAGCAACUGGGAGCAACGACCUCUGAGUCCAAACCAAUUGGAGUAUGCAGCUCUUGAUGCUGCUGUACUUAUUCAUAUAUUCCGACAUGUCCGUAGCCAGUCUCAGCCGGCAAGUGUCAAAGGGGGGCAAUCAAAUGUUGAAUGGAAAUCGUACAUUAUUUCUAGCAUGGAUGACACAAAAAAGCCGAAGAACAUGGUUAAAAGAAAAAAGAAAUGGAAAAAGUGUACUGUUGUGUCAUCACAAUCAAAUUAAUGUUAGUUACAUGUUUCUCUCGCAUUGCUUGUUAGUUACAUGUUUCUCUCGCAUUGCUUGCAGCUAUAGUUUUGUAAAUAUUCUGUCAAAACAACAAUAUACCUCUUACUGCUCUAUAAAUUAGCAUUCAGCUGAAUGUCUGCCAAAA
Molecule: messenger RNA, 982 nt
Organism: Macadamia integrifolia
Lineage: Eukaryota; Viridiplantae; Streptophyta; Magnoliopsida; Proteales; Proteaceae
Product: exonuclease mut-7 homolog
Biological process (GO): nucleobase-containing compound metabolic process
Molecular function (GO): 3'-5' exonuclease activity; nucleic acid binding
Source: RefSeq, a predicted model, not a curated record